AUGGAUUCUCAUGACGACCUUGACCUGUCCCAGUGGACAUGGACUCUCGGAGUCCACUGGUGGAAGCGCAUUCGACGCGCUUCACGCUUCGCAUGCUGGGGCACCGAGCCGCAAAAGAGAGGCUGUUGCCAGGCUCGCGAUGAGUACCUAAAGCACAAGAGCAAGGAGCAGCAACUCCUGAAGCUGAAGGAGCUUCUCGAGAAGGCUGCCUUCCUGCGUAGCGAGGCAGAGGUGCAGUCUCAACUGGAGACGGGUUCAGUGGUUUGUAUCGACACUGUGAAAGACUCCCUGAGAAGGGGCGUCUGGGUGCCACCCAGGGAGCUCCGUCCAAGUCUCUUCAAGAUGCUGCAGCGCCGCCCUGGUGUCAAGGGGAUGGAGCGGCUUCAGACCAUGAAGAGGAGAUCAGCCGAGGUCUUCUUCGACGGCAAGGGAGGAAUCCUCAAAAACCUGGAUGCAGCACUGGACACUGUCGUGGAAUCCCUUGGCCGAAACGGCUGGGUGGCGUGUGAGUUGGGAGCUCAUCAAAGCCUGAUGGCAAGAGCCUUAGAGGAGGCGAAAUCUCUGAAACCUCGCAUGUCCCGUGGCACCACGGUGAUACAGAACGAGAUCAUCGACCCGACGACACCAAAUGCAGACAGGGAGGACAGGGUUCUUUUCCUGCAAGAACAGGGACUCAGUGGUCCCGGUGCAGCCAAGGGCCCUGCGCCAACACUGGCCUUGCUUGAAAGUGCCAUCAUCGACAUUGUCAUGCAUCUAGAUCCCCGGCUGCAGAGAAGUGGGCUUCAGCUGCGAAUCACCGAGCGGUGUGAUGGAAUGCUCUCGAAUUACGAGAAAGGUGGUGCUUACAGUGCACACAUUGACAAUGCGGAUGGUGAUGGACGCGUUGAUGGGCGAGUGCUGACUGCAGUCUUGUAUCUCAACGUGGGAUGGGACAGGUACGCCGGUGGUGAACUUGCUAUAUUUCAGCCAGAUCACGGAGACAUUGGCGAUGCAAAUUGUAAUGGCAAGUGGAACAUGAUCUACCCGGAAGCAGGUACCCUGGUCUUCCUCCGCGCCGAUCAUGUGCUGCACGAAGUCAGAGGAGCCCACGCAGAGCGCUACGCGCUGAGCGUGUGGUUUUGCGGGCAGCAUGCCGACUAUGGCGGCUCUUAG
Molecule: messenger RNA, 1152 nt
Organism: Symbiodinium necroappetens
Lineage: Eukaryota; Dinophyceae; Suessiales; Symbiodiniaceae
Source: the annotation of a GenBank genome assembly